Messenger RNA from Leucoraja erinaceus (little skate), 825 nucleotides. Its product is annotated as phospholipase A2 superbin b-like. The coding region runs from base 40 to 375 and encodes 111 amino acids. Gene Ontology annotation, molecular function: calcium ion binding; phospholipid binding. Lineage: Eukaryota; Metazoa; Chordata; Chondrichthyes; Rajiformes; Rajidae. The transcript is spliced from 3 exons. Gene Ontology annotation, biological process: phospholipid metabolic process; lipid catabolic process; arachidonate secretion. The record is from RefSeq and is a predicted model, not a curated record.
UCAGAGUAUUGAUUCCAGGACUAGACACAGCAAACGAAGAUGUUGGGGCUACUUCUGGUACUUCUGCUCCCAGGUUGUCUCCCCCCUGGUGUAGCUGGCGGUGACACUGAGUCCCUUCAGCCCAGAAGCCUCUUGCAGUUCAACAAGUUGAUUAAGUGUGCCAUCCCAGGGAGCAUCCCACUUUUAACGUUCAACAACUACGGAUGUUACUGCGGGCUUGGUGGACAGGGGAAACCGGUGGAUGAUCUGGACAGGUGCUGUCAGACACACGACAAAUGUUAUGACGAGGCUAAGAAAAUCGGCUGCAAAAAUUUUAAUAACCCCAAAGCUGUGGGCUACAAGUACACCUGUUCCUUAUUUGCUACGUUAAUGUAAUCAGUAAUCUCAUUUAAAUCCAACACUCCUUAUCCCGUUCUCACCGUCUUUCACUAUCUGUGUCACUCAUGAUGCUCAAGACUGGAUCGCUUCAAUCUCCCUGCAGUGAAAGCUAAUUCUGGUUUGUGUCUCUUCCCAUAACGUUCAUAACCAAAAUGUGCAAUUAUCCGUGUCCAAUAUCCUCACUCCCUCUCCAAAAUAUGAAUGCAGCAGCAUUUGGGAAUCCUAUUGAAAAUCCAGGUUUACAUCCUAUUGGGAUGUUCACACCCUCAGUCCAGGGCUUUCUUCUAAUUAAUGCUGUCACUACUAAAUCCUGCAAUGAUCGUAUCUAAUGGUCAUUCUUAAUGACAUUGUAUGUGGCUCAGUUAACGAAGGUGGUGGUCGUGUAUUUUCUAUAAUCUAUUAAAAUGAUUUGAGCAUGUUCAAGGUUGCAUGGUGUCUCAUUUCUUG